Molecule: messenger RNA, 1257 nt
Organism: Panthera uncia (snow leopard)
Lineage: Eukaryota; Metazoa; Chordata; Mammalia; Carnivora; Felidae
Gene: CXHXorf38
Product: chromosome X CXorf38 homolog
Exons: 7
Coding region: 48-1010 (320 amino acids)
Source: RefSeq, a predicted model, not a curated record
CGCCCGCCCCGCCCCUCGCCCCGCUGCCUCCUGGGCUCGAGCGGGACAUGGUGCUGUCUGAGCUGGCAGCGCGCCUCAACUGCGCCGAGUACAAGAACUGGGUGAAGGCGGGCCACUGCCUGCUGCUCCUGCGCGGCUGUCUGCAGGGUUUCGUCGCCCGCGAGGUGGUCACCUUCCACCGCGGCCUGCUCGCCGCCGCCCCCAACCUGGGCCCCCGCGCCACCUGCUGCAGCGGCUCUCGGUGCAGCCCGCGCGCUCGCCAGUUUCAGCCUCAGUGUCAGGUAUGCGCAGAGUGGAAACAGGAGAUUUUGAAACACCACACCAACAGGAAUGGAGACGUCCACUGGGGAAACUGCCGACCGGGCCGGUGGCCCGUCGACGCCUGGGAGGUGGCCAAGGCCUUCAUGCCCCGAGGACUGGCAGACAAAACAGGCCCUGAGGAAUGUGAUGCCGUUGCCCUUUUAAGCCUCAUCAACUCCUGUGAUCACUUCAUGAUUGAUCGAAAGAAAGUCACAGAGGUGAUUAGAUGUCGUAAUGAGAUCAUGCAUUCUUCAGAGAUGAAAGUGUCUUCUCUGUGGCUUCGAGAUUUUCAGAUGAAGAUCCAAAAUUUUCUGAAUGAAUUCAAGAAUAUUCCAGAGAUUGUGGCAGCCUAUGCCAGAAUAGAACAGCUGUUGACAUCUGACUGGGCUGUUCACAUCCCUGCAGAAGAUCAGCUAGAUGGAUGUGAAUAUGAAACAGGAGUUUACCUGAGUGAGAGCCAAGUAAAUGAAAUAGAAAUGGAAUUACUAAAGGAGAAACUUCAAGAGAUCUAUCUUCAAGCACAAGAACAAGACGUGUUGCCUGAAGAGAUCUUAAAUCGACUGGAAGUAGUGAAAGAAUUUCUGAGAAACAAUGAGGAUCUUAGAAAUGGUCUUACUGAAGAUAUACAGAAGCUAGACAGCCUCCAUCUACAGCAUCAAAAACCAGGUUCAAAGGAACCUGGGGCACAGACACCUGAAGGGAAGGCCUGAGGCUGCCCUUUGACAAAACCCAGGCAUGUUAUGUGAAGGUCGGCAUGGCUUCAAUCUCAGCCCUUCUUUUCUGUGCAAAAGGAAAAACUUAACAGAGUGCACCACCCAAACAAAAAGGAAUUUUUGUUGUCUUUUCUUGGACUUUCCUUUGACUCUUUGGGAAUAUUUUUUUUAAUAUUCGUAAGCUUGGUGUUGUGUUAUCUGUAACCCACCAAAAAAUGUUAGAUACUGUUGUGCCAAAACUUGC